Molecule: messenger RNA, 273 nt
Organism: Monascus purpureus
Lineage: Eukaryota; Fungi; Ascomycota; Eurotiomycetes; Eurotiales; Aspergillaceae
Source: the annotation of a GenBank genome assembly
AUGUACGCCGGCUUCAACCUCCUCCUGAGACAGAACCUGGCGUAUAGUUCCCUGGAACACUUGGAUAUGACCGAGAAGCAAAUCUGGAUUGCAGCUGUGAAUUGCAGUUCUCCAUGGGUGCCUGCUUGCCUUAUCGGAUCGGCUCAAGCACAGACGCGACCUUUGUUGUCGAGGACGACACCGCGAGAAUCUCAAGCCGCUACGCGUGUUCCAAUAGUCCACCCCACGCUCAUCUCGCAGUUGACGGACCCCCGCAGCAGCAGCAUCGACUAG